Molecule: messenger RNA, 537 nt
Organism: Trichoderma virens Gv29-8
Lineage: Eukaryota; Fungi; Ascomycota; Sordariomycetes; Hypocreales; Hypocreaceae
Exons: 1
Coding region: 1-537 (178 amino acids)
Source: RefSeq, a predicted model, not a curated record
AUGACCACGCCCCAUCAAGUUCUCGUCGAUCAAGUAGAUUUUGAUUUCCAAUUUGUAUCAUCGUGCCUCGUUUUUCUGCUCACCCAUCGUUUCUCAAACCCGCUACUCAUGGCUCCAGGCUACCGAUCGCCGUUCGACCAUGCUCCCUCGCCCAAGCCCAUCCACAUCGCAGAUGGCGCGCUCCCCAUCCUUGCCAUCCUCCUCUGCGUAUCCAUCAUCCUUUGCCUUGCGCUCUUCACCUUUUGCGUCGCCGCCGCAAAGCACAGCCAGUAUCUCCAACCAAAAGACGACAACUCCGUACCAGCGCCGGAGAUGGCCUUUGACCAGUCCUCCGUUCCAAAAUACCUCGCCGUGCACUCUAGCGAGGAUUCUCAGAGAGGAAAUGUGCAGCAGCCGCUGCUCCCAACAGAAACAUACAAUAGUUCACCAGGGGAGGAUGUCGAGACGGCAAUACGGCGAGCUGAGAAUGUGUAUAAGGGCUCGAUCAGCUGGCAUGGGAUCAACACGCUGAACACAUCCUGGGGGUGGAUGGCUUAG